UGAAGGACCUUUCUUUUUACUCGGUUACAAAGCAUACUAUUUGGUUUCUUAAACGUUUAUGACCUUUAAACUCGUUGCAUAUUCAAUUUCCGAUAAUUUUUUCCGUUACUAGUAUUGCUAUUAAACCAUCCGGAUUGAUAUACUUAAUUAUCUUUUGACUUUUUAUCCCUCUUGCUUUCUAUCAUCGUUGUUAUUAAUUUCUUUUUGAGUUUCUCACUUCCAUAAUUUGCAAUGUCUCAAUGCCAAUGUUGCUCACAAUCUUUCGCUUCAAGGACGGCGCGAGGUCAUCAUCGUCGAGCUCUCCACUUGUCUAUGGUAUACAUCCCAUUGCCAAAUAAAUCUUUUGGUUCGGAAAAGUUCUAUCGUUGUGAGGAUGGUUACAUUUAUUGCUCUUGCCAAAAACAGUUCACAAUUCCUAGCAAACUUCAAACAUUGCCCCAAAUUUGUGAAAGAACAUACAGGAAAUCGGAUAAUGAACAAAAUGCUUUAAAAAAUUACGAACAGCAAGGACACGAGAGUGAUGCUGCCGUCAAUAAUAAAAACAAUUUAUCAGAUGAUGUUGUAAAGCGAACAAAAAAAGAAAAUCCAUUCGAGCCUAUAAAUAAAAGGACAUUCUCUAUAGGUUUUGCUGAGCAGAAAAACCCAUCGUAAGACAAGCCUAUUUGGCACUCAACAGCAAUUCAUCAGGGAGAUAAUGUUUACAGCGAAGUAAACUCAGAAUUAG
Messenger RNA from Schizosaccharomyces cryophilus OY26, 724 nucleotides. RefSeq lists its product as uncharacterized. The transcript has a single exon. The record is from RefSeq and is a predicted model, not a curated record. Lineage: Eukaryota; Fungi; Ascomycota; Schizosaccharomycetes; Schizosaccharomycetales; Schizosaccharomycetaceae. Bases 232 to 651 code for a protein of 139 amino acids.